Durusdinium trenchii is the source of this 4962-nucleotide messenger RNA. NCBI's taxonomy places the organism in Eukaryota, Dinophyceae, Suessiales, Symbiodiniaceae. The record is from the annotation of a GenBank genome assembly.
AUGGACGAACCUGAACUUUUGGAGUUCUACCACGUCCAGUUGCUAAAGGCCAUGGAGGACUUUGGGACCGGGGGGCGCCCGGAACCCACAGAUGAUUUCCCAAUGACCACCUUCCUGGCUCACUACACCUUGGCGCGCUGUGACUACAUGUGCUCCGGCUGCAUGUCCUGGGAACCCUUGGCCUCCUUGGAAACCAUGUCGCUCGGAGAGCGAGACGCAGAGGUCUCAGAGACUUACGAUGACUUAAACCUGCGCUCGUUGCAGUCCCAGAAACCUCCCGACCUGCUGAAACUUCCUAGUUUGGGUGAUAGAGCCAUGGCUGUGCCUGCAGAUGUCCAAGAGGAAAUCAAAGAGCUCCUCGACCCAGCCAACACUACUGGUGUUCAUGUGAAGCUGGAGAAGAUCCUGCUUUCUUUGGAGAAGGUGGGCUUGGCAUACAAAGCCAUGAUUUCUCCAAGAGAGAUCAUGUGUCACCCUGAGAACAGAGGGACUUCCAUGUGCAAUGCACACAAUGUGCAUUUGAAGGGCACUCAGGUGCUGCAAAGUGGCUUGAAGAAAGACUUGUUACCACCCAAUUCUUUGGGGAUUGAGCUUGCAGUUGGACCUGAUGAGAGGUCAAAGCAAUUGAGAGCCAAUCAGCAGAUGAUUGGCCAAAGCAAAGGGGUGCUUGCACCUCUCCAAGGUGGGGAGAGGUUCUUGAGUUUAGCUAGCUCCCACUUCAACCAGUUUUGCAGGGCCCUUGACCAUGGGUGCACCAAGGCAGAUGGAACACAGCUCCACAUGACACCAGAGAUCAAGGCAUUGGUGGAAUCUGGCUGGCAGUGGACAAUGUUGAAAGCAGAGGCAGCUGUGAUGUUUCCAGACUUGCCUGCUUUUUGCUCCAUGAGCAUGAAUGCACACAACAGCAACACCAUCUUGACCAAUGAGCUGGAGGCAAUGAUGGAACUUGCUGCCCUACACAGAAGUGGCAUGAGGAUGCAAGAUGCAGUUCAAGCUGUUUGCCAAAGCAGCCCUUCUUGCAAAGCAUACAUAGAUGACUGUGCACAGUUCAUGCGCCUCUACUCAGGAGGGGACACCUUCCCAAUGCUGCUCUGGUUGGACGGGUUCUGCAAAGCUUCUGGCCAUUCCCUUUUGGUUGGUGAGGAAAACACCAACUUGCUUGCCCACUACAAUUUCAGGUUGCCUGGAUGCCAGCUCAACUUCCUUCGCAUUGCCUUAUUGGCAACAAUUCUCAGCUCAAAGCGCCACCAGGAUGGAAUAUCAAAACUUGUCUUCAAAUCAGACUUUGACAAGUUGAAGGGCAAGAGCACAACCUUGGCCAUGGAAGACCUUCUUUCCCAGGGCUGGGCUUCAUGCCAGAAGGUGGCAAACAAAGCCCUGGGUGAAAUGAGCUUUGGUAAGUUUUGUGUGCGGCUUGUCCUGCAUGCAUUGCAGAAAGAGAAGUUUGAGAAGUUUAGCAGAGAUGGACUGUCCUUUGAUUCAUUCCAAGCUAUUGUAGAAGAGCUUUCUGUUGACCUUGAAGGGGGUGAACAUGUGCCAAGCUCAAGUGUUGCAGCUGUCAAAGCGACUGAUGCUGACAAAGUAAAGGAUUUGCUCAAAGCAAGCCCAGAUGAAGUAGCUAUGUUGCAGAACAGCCACAUCAGUGUUGGAAAGAACUACAUGCACAAGGACUACAAGGAGCAGGUAUUUGCAUUGGAGGGCAUCAAGGAUGGUUGUGGUGUCUUCAAGCAUGUUCCAUUGUUUGGUGAGACUCUUGAAGUUGUGGCCAGCGUGGAAGAGCUGAAGGAUUGGAAGAGCACUAAGAAAGAAAUGUGCCAGCUUUGCCCCAGAGAUGUUAUCAAGGAUCGACUUCCUGAGGCUUGCCCACUAGUUUUGGAUGAGUGGGACAAAAUGUGUGCAAGCUAUUUGUUGGCAGAGGCUUACAAAGAGAACAACAAGGCAAAUGUGGACAUGGUGGCAUUCACAAAGUUUCCCAAUGGCUUGCUUGCCUUGAGGAAGCUCAAGGUGAAAGAGCUGCAGCUUUACCCUGUGGGAACUUUGGCAAAGGUCAAGGACCAACACAAGACAGAUGACCUCUUAGCAAAGGGUGCAAUCCUGGUCAAAUUCAAGGGGGUAGCCUACCAGGUGCAAGGCUUCAAGGCCUACAACCCCAUCAAGAGUGAAGAGGCAGGAGUUGUGUGUGCAUACUUCUAUGUCAAGGCCACUGAAGAUGAGCAGGAAGCCAACCUUCAGGUCAUUUGGAAGACCUACAAAGAUCUAAUCAUUCCAGUCUUGGAGAACCCCAAGCAGGUUGCAGAGCAGACACCCCUGCUCAAGGGGAAAGAUGUUUCUGCCACACCACCUGCCAAGAAGGACCCUUCGAUGCCUGAUGAUGCUCUAGUUGCAGAUGUGACCAGACUCUUGCAGAGUCAUUUUACACAGCAGGAGCAGGAUAUGAGUGCCUUGGACUACAUGGUGCAGCUCAAGCAGGAAGCAGACUCUGGGAGUGGCCUGGAGAAGAAAGAUGAACAACCUGGUGAACCAGUGAGUGAGCAUGAGUUCACCAAUGCUCCUUGGCACAUGCCUUCCAGCACUCCUGUGCAAAGUUCUCCUCUUCCAAAAGCUCGACCAGUUGGGACCACUGAACACACAGUGCAAAAGAAGGAGGUGGCUGAAGAGAGUGAGACAGCCAACAAAUCUGUGUCGCACAACAGCAAGACCCAAGGAAUGGCAGCAACAAGUGAUGCCACACAAGGGACUGAGGAGUCCAAGAACCAGAAAGACUACACUACAGUUAGUCCAGACCAGGUGCCACUACAGCAGGAGCAGGGCAGUCAACCUUGUGGAAGUCGACCUAAAUUGAUUUCCUCUCCACAAGACAUGUGGAAGCAGCUCUAUGGUGAUGGUGGCAUACUUACCAAGCAGAACAAGAAGAUGAAGCUCAUCAUGGCAGCCAUCAAGGAGAAGGUUGAGAUGCAUGGCUGGUAUAAGAGCCGUGAACUGCAAAAGGAGCAGAGGAGGCGACCGGCGGCCAAGAAGCAAGUCUCGGCAUUGCAGGAGAAGGAGGUAGUGGGAAGUGCGGCUGACAUCACAGUGGUGAAAUGCGCGAACAAGGUGGUGGAGAGCAUCUUGCGGGGGACAUUUUCGGUGAAUGGGCAGAACCAUGGGCGACCAAUCUACAAGAAGGAUGCAGAUACGGUGACUGUGCUGCUCUACUACUGGGAUGAACGUGAUGGUCCCAAAUUUUGUGGCUGGUGGUUUGGCCCCAAGGUGGGCGGUGAACAGGUCUGGGCGUUCCAUCCCGCGUCCACCUUGACGCCGCCCAAGACUGGAUGGAGACUCCCCUGGGAUGGCCCGGUGGACAGCAGCUUUUGUAUCGAAGCCAAGGUUGCAGAGGAGAGAAAGAGAGAAGACCACAUCAAAGCGCAUCAGGACGUCCCAUCGGGCUCAGAACGGCGGAAGCGACCACUGAGCCCAACGCAGCAGCAUUCGGAGGCUCAGACUGGCAAAGAUGCUAUACAAAAGGGCGCAGUUUCAGAGGUCAAACGCAGGUCUUCCAACAGUGAUGUGGGUUCUCAAUCCAUCGGGCAGCUGGUUGGGCAGAUGGUCGACAAGGAGCUUUCCAAACUGCAAGAGGCACUUGCAAGUGAGAAGACAAUGAGGGAAGCGGCUGAAGGGAAACUGAGAGAUGCUUCGCUAUCUUUGGAAAGCAGAGAAGGUGCUUUGGCCAGCGAGCAGAGGGAGCUUGCCAAACUGCAAGAAGCACUUGCGAGCGAGAGGGCAAUGAGGAGCAGCAAAGCAAGAGACUGUCAAAGCCUAGAACGUGCUUUGGCCAGCGAACGAGAGAAGCUCCAAGCAGCUGAAGAGCAAGUUCAGGCUAAGCAGAUUCAGAUUGAUGAGCUGACUGCGUGCUUAGCAGAGCAGAAACGCAUAAAAAGCAUGGCCAGCAGUUGUGGUGCACGCUGGCAAUACAAAGAGAACGAAUGCUGGCACGCUGUACCGCCUGAAGCGAAUGAUCAGAUGCAUCAGGCCUAUUUGGCCUACCUUCGUGAUCCAAUCUCGGGCAAUCGCUGCAGGACGAUCAAUUCAGCAGGGGUCGCUCGUGAAGUUGAUUUCGAGCUGAUGCAGCAAAAGCGAGGUGACACUAACAAAGUUCGCCAGAUUCGGAUUUUGCCCGGCGUGCCAAAGCAGUGGGUCUCCACCCCUGCUAGCUUGUUGCAACAGACAGAUCAGUUAAAUCAAUUCUACAUUGAAGUGACAGAUGAUCAAAUUCUUGAGCAGGUGAUAGACAUUCUGCAAUUGACUGGCCAUGCGCAGACCACGUGGCAAGGAUGCUCGUGGCUCGAAAAUGCAGGCGUCAUAUCAGUGCACCGGAUUGAAAACUUCAGGCUUUGGCAUGGAUACAAGCAAAGAUGCGAAGCCUUGCGGAAGCAGAAUGCAAGUCACAAUGUUUCUGUUGCAGGUGCAGCCUUAGAUCUUGAUGCAUCUGAUGGCUCCACCAAGGUCAUGACAAGCAACCAGAAAGUGUUGGAUUGCGGCGAGGCCUUGGCAGCGGAUGUGGAUGAGAAGAUUCUGUUGCAUGGCACAAGUUGGGAGAAUGCAAACUCUAUCAUUCUGAACGGCUUCGACCAUCGGACUUGUUCCCGUGGCAUGUAUGGUGAUGGGGUCUACUUUGCAUCUGCGGCUUGCAAGUCCCACCACUACACUUGCAAGGAUCACAAGAUGGCCUGCGGCUGCAAGCGUGAAAGGACGUUGAUCAUUGCCCGUGUGGCACUUGGUGAUGCAUACUAUGCCAAGGAAACCAGAUACAAAGAACGGAGGCCACCCGUGAGGGAUAGCACAUCCGGGGUCACCUACGAUUCCGUUGUGGUCAAUCCCGGCCGCAUCAAGGGACACCACAACACAACACAGCUCCAUCAGGAGUUUGUCAUUUCCGACAGGGAGCAGGCAUAUCCUUGUUAUGUGGUUCAGUAUCGGUUGUGA